AUGGUGAAGAGUGCAGGUUGUUGUUGUUCUGGUAAAGGCAUUGUGGUUGAUCCAGCUGGUGUAACUGGUGUUCUUAUGAUGAAGGCCUAUCUCAUGGCACAUGAUUUGUGGAGGGUAGUUCAAGAAGGUUAUGUUGAAACAAAAUUGCUUGAUAAUGCUACUAUAGCUCAGAUCAAGUCUCAUACUGAUGUUUACACUAAAAAUUUCCAAGCACUUAACUUUAUACACUCUGCUAUACAUAAGACUAUUUUUCCAAGGCUAGUGGGUGCAAACACAGCCAAGGCUGCGUGGGACAUGUUGCAGGAGGAGUUCCAGGGUAGUACUAGAGUGAGGCAGCAGAGAUUGUUGACUCUGAAGAGAGAGUUUGAGAUGUUGAAGAUGAAAGGGAGUGAUUCUCUUAAAGAUUACUCAAAUGAAGUUUAUGGUGAAGAUGUGAAGGACCAUAAAGUUGUGGAGAAAAUUCUCAUUAGCUUACCUAAGAGGUUUAAAGCUAAGGUUUCAGCUAUAGAAGAGUCAUAUGAUUUGAGCCAACUCACUAUAACUGAACUUUGUAGUAAACUUCAAGCACAUAAGCAGAGGAAUUCUUUCAGAAAUGAAGAUGUCACUGAAGGAGCCUUUCAAGCAAGGCAUAAAGGGAAGCAGACUUCAGCUUCCAAGGAUGGCAAGAAGAAGUUCAAUGAGAAGGGUUGGAAAGGGAAGGCAGCUGAAGGUGCCAGUUCAGAUGAUUCUGGAAAGGAAAAAAAGUUUCCACCUUGUCCACAUUGUGGGAAAACCAAUCAUCCAGAGAAGACAUGGUGGGAGAAGUAUGGUAAGCCCCAAAUUCAAUGCAGGUUUUGCAAGAAGUUUGGGCACAUUGAGACAUUUUGCAAGCAAAAACAAAACUCAGGCCAAUCUGAAAAUUCUUCUCAGCGAGCUAAUUUCUCUAAUGAUCAGCAGAAGCAACAAUAA
Messenger RNA from Tripterygium wilfordii, 948 nucleotides. RefSeq lists its product as uncharacterized. The transcript has 3 exons. The record is from RefSeq and is a predicted model, not a curated record. NCBI's taxonomy places the organism in Eukaryota, Viridiplantae, Streptophyta, Magnoliopsida, Celastrales, Celastraceae. Bases 1 to 948 code for a protein of 315 amino acids.